GACUCUAUUUGAACAAGUGAUCUGCUGGCAAAUAUUUACGCUAUGAGCGUAGACGUCUGUUCUUGCUGAGAAACCAAUGCGACUGCUGCUGCUGCGGCUGCCACUGCCAGUGCCACUGCUGUUCCUGCUCCUGCUCAUGUUCCUGCUUCGGAUAGCCACGGGCAAAGCCGCCAAUGAUGUUGGCGCUCGCAUUGUGGGCGGCAUCCCGGUGGAUAUAAGGAGUGUGCCCUACCUGAUCAAUCUGCGCAUUUCCGGCAAUUUCAUUUGUGGCGGCGCUUUAGUUACGCCCACUCAUGUGGUGACGGCAGCACACUGUGUAAAAGGCGUGUCUGCGAGCAGGCUACAAGUGGUGGGCGGUGCGACACUGUUGACGGAUGCAACAGGUGUGCGAAGGAGCGUGGCCAAAGUGUUUACACCCAAAGCCUUCAAUACACGCACCCUGCACUCGGAUGUGGCUGUGCUAAAGCUAAAAUCACCGCUGGAAGGCAACAACAUUGCGACCAUUCCAUUAUGCAACUCCAGCUGGCAACCAGGUGAACUGAUUAAGGUCUCCGGCUGGGGUAAAACGAGUGAGGGCAGUAAACGAGUCUCCCAACACGUCCGCAGCGUGGACGUGCCACUAGUCUCACGGAAGAGCUGCAUAAGCCAAUACAAAAUGCGAGGCACCAUCAGCUCAACCAUGUUCUGCGCCUCACUGCCGGGCGUUAAGGAUGCCUGUGAAGGCGACUCUGGUGGCCCGGCAGUGUAUCAGAAUCAACUGUGUGGCAUUGUCUCUUGGGGCAUGGGCUGUGGCAGACGCAACUAUCCUGGCGUUUAUACAAGUGUCAAAAGUGUUAGGAGUUUUAUCGACAAGGCUUUAAGCAAAUAGGCUAACCAAAAACAUUAAACUAAACAAUAAAUGUGAAUGAUCAAACGAAU
Drosophila navojoa is the source of this 918-nucleotide messenger RNA. Its product is annotated as seminase. The record is from RefSeq and is a predicted model, not a curated record. NCBI's taxonomy places the organism in Eukaryota, Metazoa, Arthropoda, Insecta, Diptera, Drosophilidae. Gene Ontology annotation, molecular function: serine-type endopeptidase activity. Gene Ontology annotation, biological process: proteolysis.